Monodelphis domestica (gray short-tailed opossum) is the source of this 993-nucleotide messenger RNA. RefSeq names its product vomeronasal 1 receptor monDomV1R1283. Gene Ontology annotation, cellular component: membrane. The record is from RefSeq and is marked provisional. Gene Ontology annotation, molecular function: pheromone receptor activity. Gene Ontology annotation, biological process: G protein-coupled receptor signaling pathway. NCBI's taxonomy places the organism in Eukaryota, Metazoa, Chordata, Mammalia, Didelphimorphia, Didelphidae.
AUGAAUCUUCAUGAAAGUAGUCUGACUCUUGCCUUUUGCAUGCAGAUUGCAAUUGGGGUUCUGGGGAACUCUUUUCUGAUUUGUCUCUUCACUGUCACUGUCCUCAGUGGACAAAGAAUGAGACCCAUAGAUAUGAUUCUAAACCAGAUAGCCUGGGCCAACUCCUCAAUGAUUAUCUCCAAGAGCAUUCCACAAACACUGGUAGCCAUGAACCUGAAGAACUUCUUGAAUGUCUAUGGUUGUAAAUUUUUCUUUUAUCUCCAUAGGGUAUAUUGUGGUCUUUCCCUAAGCAUGACCUGCCUCCUGAGUAGCCUUCAGGCUAUCACCAUUAGUCCCAGAAGCUCCAGAUGGGCAGAGUUUAGGGAUAAAAUCCCACAGUACAUGAUCCCCACGUGUUCCCUCUCUUGGGCCUUUCAUUUGCUAUUAAAUAGCAUUGUUCUUGAGAAAGUCAAAGGACCAAGGAAAUCUAGAAACAUCUCAAACAUCCUGUCUUAUGGAUAUUGUUCCACUUCAGAGAUGACCACAGUUAGUACUACACUAUUUAUAGUUGUAGUCUCCUUCCCUGAUGUGGUGUGUGUGUGGAUAAUGGUCUUUACCAGUGGCUACAUGGUGUGGCUUCUGUAUAAGCACCACAAGGAAGUCCAGCAUAUCCACAUGGCCAACCUUUCCCCCAGAUCAUCCCCUGAGAUCAGUGCCACUCAGUCUAUCUUGCUCUUGGUGAGCACCUUUGUGUCCUUUUACUCAAGUAAUUCCAUCUUGGCAGCAUACAUACAUUUAAGAAAGCCAGGACUCUGGUUGGUUCACAGCUCUACGUUUUUGGCUGCCUGCUUCCCAACUGUUAGCCCAUUUGUGCUUCUCAGCACUGACUCCCAGCUUCAAAAGUACAGUGCUCUGUUUUGGAGAAGGAAUAAGCCACGUUUUUUGCCUUUCUCUGAAUCCCUAGUGCCUAACCAAGAAUCUGACUCAUUAAUAAGCUCUUUAUUAGUUGAAUGA